Camellia sinensis is the source of this 2209-nucleotide messenger RNA. The record is from RefSeq and is a predicted model, not a curated record. NCBI's taxonomy places the organism in Eukaryota, Viridiplantae, Streptophyta, Magnoliopsida, Ericales, Theaceae.
UGAAACUGUCAAGAUGCACAACCAAAACCAUGAUGCAAUAGUGGUUCAAAACAUGCCUCAUUUGAGACCAAGUGACUCUCUAAAGUGAUGUGGGGUCCUCAAGUUGAGUCCACACUCCCUCUGAUUGACUAAUUAUUGCAUCAUCACAACAAUCUAUUCCCACUUUUUUUAAACUCCCAAAAAAAUAACCAAAGACACAAUAGGGCAUGUGUACUAUACCAUAUAUGUAAUCUCUGUAGCCAUAUAAAUAAAGAAGAGCCAGUUUGGUGUGUUGGCUCAUCCUCUUCCCUCUACUUCUUCAUACUGUCUUUUAGUCUUCCCCCCUCUACCUUCCCAUGGAAUUGCGGGUGAUGUCACAGGAUUCCGAUGGUCAGAAAACCCAAUACUGGAUUAAAACCAAGAACCUCUCGUGCAAAUUAUGUCCGCGAUAUAGCGAGCUUGGUUGGGUUGGGUGGUGGUGGGAAGGGGCUACUGAUUCAAAUAGGUACAUUCUGAGGAAUGUCAACUGUGAAGCCAAUCCCGGGCAGAUCACGGCAAUCACGGGCCCGAGCGGAGCUGGCAAGACCACAUUGUUGGAUAUUCUGGCCGGAAUGGCCAUGUCAUGUAGAGUCUCUGGCCAUGUUCUUGUAAAUGACCAGCCAAUGAGUCGUGCGUACUUUCGUAGAGUCUCGGGUUACGUGACUCAAGAUGAAGCUCUCUUUCCGCUUCUGACUGUUGAAGAAACUCUCAUGUAUAGUGCGCGUCUAAGGCUGCAAGGUAGGCUUGACAAGGCUGCUGCGAGAGUGAGAGAGCUGUUAGAGGAACUCGAAUUAGAAAACAUCGCUGGCAUGAGAAUCGGGAGUGAAUCAAGGCGUGGCAUAUCGGGUGGUGAGAAGAGGAGGGUUUCAAUUGGUGCUGAUCUCGUUCAUGACCCUGAUGUUCUUCUGAUAGAUGAACCAACCUCAGGACUUGACUCAGCGUCGGCUCUUCACGUGGUUUUGCUGCUUAAAUCCAUGGCGAAGAAUCAAGGUAAGACAAUUGUACUAACAAUUCAUCAACCCGGGUUUCGAAUCCUUGAGUUGAUUGAUCAUGUUGUUCUGUUAUCCAAGGGCAUUGUUCACCACCAUGGAUCGUUGCAUCAACUGGAGGAGAGGCUUAAGCUUGCAGGCCAUUCCAUCCCUCGACAUGUCAACGUGCUUGAGUUUUCUAUUGAUGUCAUGGAAAGCCUGUUCAUAGAUAUCCAAGAAAAUAGUAACAACAUUGAAAUGAGUGAAAAUAAGAACACGCCCAACAUGGGCAAUUUAGAAGUAAAUCAUAUCUCCUACCCAAAUUCGCAAUUCAGCGAAGUAUUAAUACUGAGCCAGAGAUUCUGCAAAAACAUUUUCAGGACCAAACAAUUGUUUGCUGCAAGAACAAUACAAGCAUUCCUUGUAGGGAUUCUACUGGGGACGAUAUUCAUGAAUGUGAACAAUGAUCCGAAGAGGUUUAAGCUUCAAACUCAAAUCGGGUUCUUUGCUUUCAGUCUCACCUUCUUGUUGUCUUCGACAACAGAAGCCCUUCCAAUCUUCCUACAAGAGAGGAGAAUUUUAAUGAGAGAGACAUCAAGAGGAGUCUACAGAAUCUCUUCUUACGUUAUCUCAAACACCCUCGUCUUCAUUCCUUUCCUUCUAACCGUGGCUCUUCUCUACACAACCACGGUUUAUUGGCUAGUCGGAUUAAGAAGAGAUAUUGAUGGUUUCCUCUAUUUCUCUCUUGUGGUUUGCUUAGUUGUUUUGAUGUCAAACUCUUUUGUCGCAUGUUUUAGUGCACUGGUUCCAAAUUUCAUCAUGGGGGCUUCUUUGAUUGCGGGGGUUAUGGGAGCUUUUUUCCUCUUUUCUGGGUUCUUCAUAGCAAAAGAUGACAUACCGAAGUACUGGAUUUUUAUGUAUUACUUGAGUUUGUUCAAAUACCCAUUUGAGUGUUUAUUGAUAAACGAGUAUGGUGGAAAGAAGGGGCGAGGGAGAUGUGUGGAGAGUGUGCAAGGAGUAUGCAUGUUGGAUGGCAAUGGCUUCUUGAUGCAACAAGGUUUGAAAGAGUCUGAAAAAUGGAUGAAUUUAGUUGUGAUGUUGGUUUUUGUUAUCGGGUAUAGAAUACUUUGUUUUCUGAUUCUGUGGUACAGAUCUUGCAGAACCAAAAGCUAGAAGGAUGUGUUUGUUCUUUAUUAUUAUUUCAACAAUCUUCAAUCUACUUC